Molecule: messenger RNA, 813 nt
Organism: Helianthus annuus (common sunflower)
Lineage: Eukaryota; Viridiplantae; Streptophyta; Magnoliopsida; Asterales; Asteraceae
Product: zinc finger BED domain-containing protein RICESLEEPER 2-like
Exons: 2
Coding region: 1-813 (270 amino acids)
Molecular function (GO): DNA binding
Source: RefSeq, a predicted model, not a curated record
AUGCUAAAUCUUAUCGUUCAAGCCGGAUUGAAAGCAAUUGAAGGGGCCAUUGAAAAGGUUCGAGAGUCGGUGAAAUAUGUAAGAGCAAGUGCUGCUAGGAAGUAUAAGUUUGCGGAAUGCAUACAAAUACUUUCACUACAAUGUGGGAAGCAUGUUCGUCAAGAUAUUGUAACGAGAUGGAACUCUACAUAUCUUAUGCUUGAUUGUGCAUUAGCUUAUCAACGGGCUUAUACUCGGUUAGCCUUAGUUGAUUCAGUUUUUAAAACUUCUCCGUCAGAAGAGGAAUGGGCAAGGGUGGAAAUAAUCACACGACUUUUGAAACCUUUUUAUGAAAUCACAACUUUGUUUUCUGGAAGCUCCUAUCCUACCUCGAACUUAUAUUUUCAUCACGUGUGGAGAAUUCAGUUGUAUAUUGAAGAGGAGAUGUGCAAUGCGGAUCAAGUUAUUAGUGACAUGGCGAAAGACAUGAAAGAAAAGUUUGAUAAAUAUUGGAAAAAUUAUUCCAUGAUUUUGUCUUUUGCAGUUAUUCUAGAUCCUCGGUACAAGGUUAAGCUUGUUGAAUAUUGUUUUUCAAAGCUUAACAUGACAUUUGAAGAGCGUGAAAUGAAAUUGAAGUGUAUUGUGGAUGGUAUGCAUAAGCUAUAUGAUACGGAGUAUAAUAUUCAAUCGAAGACAAUGCAUGAUUCGUUAAUACCCGAGAGUUCAAAUGUUGGUGGCAAUACGUUCGAUGAGAUGGAUGGGUUCGAUACAUUUCAAAGCCAAUUCAAAGUUGCUGAUAAUGAAAAGUCACAGUUGACAUUGAAAAUCAAGUAA